Messenger RNA from Biomphalaria glabrata, 12607 nucleotides. RefSeq names its product death-associated inhibitor of apoptosis 2-like. Gene Ontology annotation, cellular component: nucleus; cytoplasm. Gene Ontology annotation, molecular function: cysteine-type endopeptidase inhibitor activity involved in apoptotic process; ubiquitin protein ligase activity. The transcript is spliced from 7 exons. The coding region runs from base 124 to 2148 and encodes 674 amino acids. Gene Ontology annotation, biological process: negative regulation of apoptotic process; positive regulation of protein ubiquitination; regulation of cell cycle. The record is from RefSeq and is a predicted model, not a curated record. NCBI's taxonomy places the organism in Eukaryota, Metazoa, Mollusca, Gastropoda, Planorbidae.
AUGGCCGAAGGAGUAGUUUCCGAUAGCUAUUAAUCACUAAAUUAAAAAAAAAUUAAUCUACGUGAACUUUUUUGUGUUUGAUAAUAAUAUAUUUUUCUUUACGUAUAUACACUAUUCGCCAGCAUGGAUAAUGCAACAAAUUGUGGUUUAACAUCUCUUUAUAUGCGCUUACAAACUUUUUCCUUGUCUCCCCUACCGAACGAUUAUAAAUUCUCAAAUUCUCCAUUGAAAUUAGCAGAAGCAGGAUUUGCUCGACCACUGACGAAAGGUAAAGAUCUGACUGAUCAAGUUGAAUGUAGUUCAUGUGGAGUGAAAUAUGAAGGAUGGUCUGGAGAAUCUCCUUUGGCUGUACAUCGUACACUAAAUCAUAAAUGUGCUUUUCUCAACACUCCACCACCAACAUUUUCCACAACAUCUUUAUUUUCAAAUCAGAAGAAUGUAUCAGAUUGGAUUCAGAAGCAUUCAAUCUACAAUGAAAAUUGUGGUAGUGAGCCUCAGGCUUGGGAUGAAACUGUAUCACCAUCAAAAGCGAACAUUUGUAGUGCAUUAGACAUUCAGCAUCCGUUUCUUCCAAAGGAAGGCGGCUAUUUGAUGUUAUUUGAGAGUCAUAGAUUGCUUACUUUCAAAAAUAUUAUAACGCCUGAUGCAGCCACAUAUGCGGAAUCUGGUUUUAUCUAUGAUGCUACAAGUCGAGAAGUAAUAUGUGUGUUCUGCAACAUCAGAUUUGACAAUCAGUCAAUCAACAUUUUAGAUUUAGAGUCUAAACAUGCAGAAAAAUCACCUCGUUGUCCAUUUGUGCAAUUGUAUGAUGUUGGUAAUAUUCCUAUUAACGCUGAGAGAAUGAUUCGAGAAAAGGUUCGUGCAAAACAUCUCAAUGACAUCAGAAGCCCCAAAGCUAGUUCAUUAAAAAUGAAAUGCGUCAUUAAACACCCUGAAUUUGAAGAAAUAUCUGCAAGAUUGGGCACUUUUAAGACAUGGCCUAAGUUAAUGGCAGUUAUAUUUCCAGCAAGUAUCAUGGCAGAAGCAGGAUUUUAUUACUCAGGCUUUAUGGACAAAGUGAAGUGUUAUGCCUGUGGUGUUGGUCUCUUCAAUUGGACUCAAGAUGCUGUUCCAGUAACACAACAUGCAAAGGCUUCUUCUCAGUGUGUAUUCUUAAUGCAGACAAAAGGGAAAGAAUUCAUUGAUCAAGCUCAAAAAGAAAUACUUAAGGUAGAAGCAGACUAUGAAGGAGCAUCACAGUCUCAAGAACAAGAUUCAUCUUUGUCUUUAGAAUCAAGUUUAUCAUCAUCAUCAUCAACAGCAGCAUUAGUACCAGAACCUUCAGUUACAUCAUCUUCAGCGUCCACUCCUGUGUCCUUGGGGUUAGACCUGGAAGCAAUCAAGGCAGCCAUGGCAUGUCAGUACACCCAAGAGCAAAUAGCUCAUGCUGUCAUCAAAUUCUUUAACUUAACUAGUGGAAAUUAUCCAAAUACUCAUUUGCUGGUUGGACUCCUGAAGGCAGCAGAUGAGAAUUACCUGACUCUCUGUGAGAAAAGUCAGGAAAUCCAGGAAAGCAAAGUGAAAGAGGCAGCAUACCAACAGGAAAUACAAGUCACCCGAACACAGCUCUAUGUCAAGGAUCAAGAAAUCCAAGCCACUAAAUCAGAGUUGCAGCGCACUGCUUUUGAAUUGCAGUGGAGGGACUUGGAAGUUAGGACUGAGUUGGAGCAGCAGUUUGUGGGACAGAUACAACAGCAGAAAGGGAUCAUAGAACAGAAAGAUCAGGUGAUUGAAAGAAAAAAUCAAGAACUAGAGCAAAACUCCAUACAACUUCAGAUGAAAGAUAAAGAAUUAGAAGAUCUUCAAAGGCACAUCAAAUCUUUGAGAGCAGAAUUGGAGCGCAGAGAACAGGGAAUCAAUGGAAGUGAUGAUGAUGAAGAUUCCCUGUCUUCCUCGGAUGCUGAAAAUUCAUCAGAACCUGAUACUUCUUCUUCAGAGGAAUUCCCAGUGGCUAGCUGUAAAGUCUGCCUUGUUCAACCAUCUCAGAUUGUAUUCUUACCUUGCAAACAUCUGUGUUGCUGUGACACCUGCGCCUCCAGGCUAAUGGGCCAAAAUUGCCCUAUCUGCAGGGAGCGAAACAUGGGAUUUGAAAAAGUAUAUGUCAUGUAAAAAUGUUUUUUUUUUAAAAUGAGUACCCAGUUAAAUCUCUUUAGCCCUUAUUAGAUGCCCCCCUUUCCUUGCGCAAGACAAGGCUGUGAAAAGAAUGAGAUUUGAAAUGUAUGAAUUUAUUAAUUUAAUAUUUUGUUUUUGUUUUAUUAGUCAAAUUGUGACUUUGUGAUAUGUUUACAAGUAUUCCUUUUAUUCAAAAAAAGUGGAUAAUUUAGACAUCAAUUAUUUAUUUUAUAUUUAAAAAAAAAACAGAUUCUUUAGUUUUAUUUAUGUUUCUAUAGGCUUACAAUUGUACCAACAACUCUUGGAACAUAUAAAACAACUGAUCUGAGUACUGACACUAUUAUUAGAAAAUCUCAUUGAAUUAAGGAAAUCUCUUUUCAGCAAUUUGAGCAUAGACAAAACAAAAUUAUUUUGUUGUGUGCAUUGACUUAAAUCUCUCUACAGCCAUAACCACUCUAUGCUUUAAUUGAGAUUAUGGGAAACAUCAGUAAGUGACCCUCUAGUCAUGCAUAUAUCUUCACUUUUAUUUAUCAUCAUUUUAGAACUAGUAGAAUCACCAUGUUUCAUUAGUGAAUAUCUCUUCUGUCUCCUUAUUUUAUAUUUCUUGUGAAAAAACUUGAAAACUCUUAACGAAAGCAUUAUGAAUUGAUAUUUUAAGAUUUAAAUCAAGCAAUACUGUUACUUUAAAGUAAACUUGAAUCUCUUGUUUCUUUCUUUUUCAUAAUUAAGAGUCAGAUAGAGAUUCCUCAUACCUGCAUUGGUUGGUAAUUAUUGUAUAGAUUUUUAUAUGUAGCACUAUAAUUUGAAAACAAAGAAGUUUCCACUACCUGUGAUGAGUUAGCUGGACUUGGUUACAGUGAUCCCGUCUUGAGAAAGGCUGAAAUUUGGUUAGGUUUAUAACUCUAUUGAAAGUUUCACCUCUUAUGGGUAAAUAGAUUUAAGUUAUGAAAUUGAGUCAUUAGUUUGUGGCCUAAAUGAAAUAAGAAAUAUCCUCUACUUCUUUAAUAUUGUAUAUUUGUAAUUCCUAAAAAAAGAGACUUUUUUAAAGAUUCUACUUGACUUGGUCAAAAUUUUGAGCAGGUUUCAAUGUUUCACAGAAGUCUGAAUAAUUAAAUUUCUCCAGUGCAUUUCUUCAUUGGUAAUUCUCGUUUUUUUUCUUUCAUGAGUCUUGGUUAUCUGCAGGUAAACUUGGAAUGAACCAAUCACUUGGCAUUCUGUUUCUUUUUUAAUACUAAUAUAAAUGUUUAAUUUUUUUUUAGAAUAAAACCCUCCUUUGCACAUCUCUAGAAUGAGUGUUAAUGGUUGUCUGAAUUUGUUGGACAGUUUCUGGUUGUUGAGGUAGUCUCUGGUUAUAAUGAUUGAAUUGAUAAUCUCGAGUUAUUUUUAAUACUUUUUUUCUUGUCAGUCUCUGGGUGGGUAUGACAGUGUUCCUGGUCUCUUGGUUGUCUCUCACAGACUGGCCUGGACAAAUAUCCUCAAGUGGCUUAAAAACUUGAUCAGUCAGUGCAAUAAUAUCAAUUUCUUCGGCAGCGUUUCUUAAACUAUGUUUGCCGGCUCUUGUUAACUCAUUAACAUUGGAGAAAGGGGAACCAUUCUUUUAUGAAUUAUUCAUGUUUUUUUCUUUUCAGUUUUUUUUUGUUGGAUAAAAAGUUGAUUCCAUAGUCAGUAAAAUUCAUUUGACUCAAAGGUCAGUCUAUGGGUCGAUGAUUUUCAUUGUUUGUUGAUGAAGACCUGAGGGGUCAGUUAAGUGCCAUGUUUGGCCCUUGCACGAGGCAAGAGUACGUGAACUGAGUCUAGUUUUGAAAGUCAAUGUGCAAGAAGCUGUUGUGAUUGUGUUUUUUUUCCCCCUCCCUUUUGUUCUAACUUUUGGCAUGUUUAUUCUAGCAGAACAAAUGUGAGCCCUAUUGAUAGUCUAUACCAUUGUCUUUCUAAAUACAUAUCCUAAUGGCGUUGAGUACAUACCUGGUAUUACAUGUCAGCAAGGCACCGGAGUCAUGUCUUUGCUUGUUCCUAAAUGGGGGACUGAUGGUGCUAUAACAAUGUGUUUUUUUUUUAAUUGUUUGAGCAGCACAACAUGAUGUAAAAACAAGUUUUAACAGUCUUGUACAUUUAUAUUUUUAAAUUAUACUUUAUAUAUAUAUAUAUACAUAUAUUUAUAUAAUACUUCAUUACAUAGAAAUCAUCAUUCAAUGUCUUUCAUUUAACUCUAUUCCCUCCUGUCACACACAGAAUAAAAAACCCCCAGAAAAACGAACACUCACUUGAUUUAUUCUUUAGAUCUAAAGCAUUCUCAGGAAAUGGAAGAAAGACAAAUUAAACAAGCUGAAAUUGUGUUUCCUACGAACACAAAUGCAAAAAAAAAAUAAAAAUUCCCCACCAAAAAACUUAACACAACUUUUAAAAAGGAGAAACAAACUAGCAAUACUUUGUAUCUUAGUUCAAACCACUUGUUUGCUUUUUUUUAACCACACAUUCUGAGUAUAAAGAUGUUUGUUUUUGUUUUGGUUCCUUCAUGGUUUUAUUUUUUAGAGAGUGCCUUUUGGUUUGCUCAUCUGCAUUUAUUCAUCAUUGUCUUCCUCUCUGCAUCAAUCACAGAAUGUAGUCAUUUAAGAAAGAUUUGUAUGUCAUGUAACUGAAUAAUUGUCUCAAGUUUUUUCUUCAGGGGCACAUGAUCAUCUUUCAAGCUUGAUGACCUUCUUAGAACAAAAUAUGUCUGUCAGUUUUCAUCAAAACACUAGUCUUGGCUAUUUUCACUGAUCUUUAUUACCUGUCUGGCCCUAGUUCUUCGUCAAUUUCAGUCUCAAACAUUUUUGACUAGAUUGACACACGGAUAUACAUUGGAUGUAAUUAUCUUCUCUUUUGAAGUAACGUCUGUAAUUUAUAAGAUAACUAAAGCAACUUUUUAUCCGUCAAGCUAAAAUAGAAUGAUGCUAAGCAUGAUGCCAAUAAAACCUAUAUCUGUCAAAUACAAUGUACUUUUAUAAGAUCUGUUAUAGCAUAAAUAUGUAUAUAGCACUAAAUUUUGUUAAUUGAAAAAACAAACAAACUUUUAAAUCAUAACUUUGAAAAAAAAAGUUGAACUCCCAUUUUAAUAUAACAAUUUUGUCAGCAUUUAUUAUUUCUUUAAAACCAAUCAUCUCACCAAAACUGAAAAACAUUGUUAAAGUUAGACUAAGGAAAUUUCUCUUGUUUCUAGCUGUUGGUGAAAGAAAGAAAUGUACAUUUCUUCUUACAAAUUUUGAACACUGGUCUUUCCCUUCCUGCUCAACCUAGUAAUUUGAUCCCUGAGUUACAGAAACCAAUUCAUGGGUUUGAUCAAAUGAAAGGAAGAUAAGAAGAAUAACAUUAUGAAACAGACUUUAAAGUCACAUUUAUUUGUUAUCUUUAUCACUCUCCUUCUCAUUGCAGCCCCACUUCCCUUUUAAUUGCAGUCCCACUUCCCUUUUAAAGUAUAGUCCCAUUUCCCUUUUAAUCAGGAUAAAUAGUCAUGUACUUUUUGUCAUCAACUUUUGAUGUUUUUCUGUGUAACUUUGUUGAAGUUACUUUGGUGAGCCUACAAAGUUAUUAACCUGUAUUCUACAGUGACUGUCAGCAUAGAAUCGAUAUUCUGUCAUGCAAAAAUUCAUUGCUGUCUAUCCCAUCAACCUUAGAAUCUACUUUAUUGUCUACCUUCAUUUUCUUUGUUCGUCUUUUAGGUGCCAUCUAUGAUUGAAAAUAAAAAUCUGUUAGGUCUGCUAAUAUUUUUUUUCUUUGGGAUUAGCAAUGAUUAGCUCCAGCAGUAGCUAGUCCACUGAACUUGAAAUGUUCUAACACAUUUUGAUACCUUCUAUUUAUGCUGUUUCUAGAUGAGGGAACAUUUCUUAUUCAUAAGCUACGUCUUUCCUAGUGUCAUCAGAACAUGGAAUGGCUUGCCAUAACCAGACAUGAAAACCAAUGACUUAGAAUUUAAGUCUCAUAUUAACAUGCACGGCUAAGACAAAAAUCUUCUUUUCGGAAGAAAUGCCUGUGAAUUAUACAAUAAGAUAGAGUGUUAUGUUGGAAACUAAACAUGUUCUCAUGUUCUCAAGCCAAAUUUCUAUUUGUAUAGAUCAGUGAUUUAGCUUCCAAUUUGCAUAUCUUCCUUUUCCUCAUAUACGUUGGGUGUAAAAAGAUAUAUAUUUGUUAUUUAAGUCAAGAAAAGUUGAAAUAACAUUUGUGAACCAAAAGUUUGUUGAACCUGAAGGUUUUAUUUUAUGAAUUUGUAUUUCUGCAAUGAUUUCCAUCUACAUUUUAAACAUUUCUUUGCUGCAGUGAUGACUACAGAAGUGUGAAUACAACCUCAUAACUAUCUAGGAUUUUCUGAAAUGAUUUUGUGAACUUAAUUAGUUGAACUUUGUGAUUCUAUAUCCUGCUUUGGUUCUGAUACAAGUUAAGAUAAAAUUAAGUCAUGUUAUUUUAUAAAAUACAGACGUUAUUUCAAAAAGAUGAUUACAUCCUACAUGUGUCCCUAAGUCAGUCAUUAUCAUCAGAGAAAUAUAUUUGGCCUUUUUAAAUUAAUUAAAAGUCCCAUAAAUAUAUUUUGGCCUUUUAAGAAUUAAAAAAAAAAAGUCCCAUUGUAUUUAUUAAAAUUUCUAUUAAACAAAAAAACAAAACAAAAAAGUACUUUAAAAAAUAUAUAAUCAAUUUAUAAAAUGCUAAUUCAUAUUUUUUUAAUUUGUGUAACCUAAUAAUUUCCAAUUAAGUCAAAUCAUAGUCGUGUCAUCUUGAAUCAAUUAAAAUAACUAACCCAUAGAACUUGUUUUGUUAAAAUAACCAAAACAACCCAAAAACUAUUUCCUUUGUUCUAUGAGCUUUGGUGAGAUGAUUGUUUUAUACUUUCUUGGUUUUCUGUCUCUUCUUUAGAAUGACUUCAUCUUCAAAAAUUCUCUAGUUACCUGCUUGAACAUGAUUAUCUAAAUGUUCUUUUAAUAUUGUAUUAGUUUUAUUCAUUCACCUUUUGCUUAUAGGGUAUAAUUGUAAUACACAUACCUUUUUUUCCAAAUUCUUUAAUAGAACAUUUGAAAUGUCUUUUUAGCUACUUUGACCAGGAUUAAAUUUGGCUAAUUUACAACUUUGACUGACUCCAAACACUUUUUACACUGUUAACACUUUUACUACUUUGUUUUUCAAAUACAAAAACAACCCUUUGAAAAAUGUCUAGAAUAUUAUAAAAAAAAAAGAAAAAUAAGAACAUACAAACAAAUGAUGAAAUCUAAUAAAGCCUUUGUUUUUCAUCCACACUAAGUUAAAUUUCAACAAAAUUAUCAAUUCCUUUGAUUUGGUCUAUUUCUUACUUAGAGGUCUGCGUUAAUAUUUAGGCUUGCUAUUAUGUGAUGGAAUUCUUUCUGGGCACAGAUCAUGAUACUUUCCCUUAAUAAAGAGCAGUUGAUCAAGAGUCCAAUCUUAUUGCUAUUCAUUAACUUUGCUGAAGCUAGAGAAAUGUAGGUACACUUGGUAUGGCUGCCUUGUCAUGUGGUUUGGCCUCCUAUUGUCAAGACGGUCCUGUAGUCAAACCCUGCCUGUCACCAUCCUGUGCUUUCCUGCAGCAGAUUUCUGCUUCAUUUCUCAAAGAACUUUCAAGUCGAGUCACUUCUGUCAAGUUAUUCUCUUCUCUUAUAAUUUUGUAACAGUAUUAGAAGUAAUAAGACAUAAAGAAUGAAAAGUGUACUGUCCUUCACUUUUUUUUUUGGUGUGGUUCUAAACAAAUGCUUCAUAUGAUCAUUGUAUUUUCUUGUUUCAAUUUCAUUUCAUUAUAAAUUUCUUUAAGUAACACUAUAGACAAAACUACAACAGGCCUACAGGAAUGAGAUUACACAUUGAAACAUAAGAUAACCACAUAAUCCAAGAUGAAGACAUUUCCUGUUAUGUCACAGAAUAUACAAUGAGAUUUCUUUUAUCAUUCUUAUACCCUGAGAAAAAAUUCUUUAUUAAGACUUGAUUCUUUGUUUAAAUUCUGUAUUCCUAGUUUCUGCUUUUACCUUCAGAUCAUCUGUUUUAAUUUUUUUUUUUCCCCAAAUACCUUUCUAUGGUUAUUCAUCAAUCAAGCUUCUGUGUUUUCCAAAUGUGCAUAAAAUAUUUUCUAAGCAAACUUUGUUGAAGGCUAUUCUUAUUCUUGGCUACUCAUUUAAAUCUAUAACCUAAAAUUCAGUAUCAUCAGUUUAAUUUUUCUUUUUUUUUUUAAUUAUAAUACACCAUGUGUUCUUGGCCUAUUCAGAUUUUUCCUUUUGAAUCCAUGCUGGCCAAAACAAAUCUUUGGAUCACUCCUUUUGUUUCUAUAGUAGGCUACUUAGGAUGGGCAGGCAUCAGCAGGUUAAGAAAUGCUGUUCUAAUCUACCAUUGAUGUGAGCAGUUAUACUUAUCUCAAUCUCUGCUGGAGUUAGAGGAGAAUGAAAAAGGAACAGUUAGGACAUUGGUUUCUAUGUGGAGGUCAGGGUAGCUAGAGUUAUUUUAUCAUCUUUCCUUUAAAUCACUGCCACCAUUAAACAAAAAACAUUUCACCUGGAUCAUAUACAUUUUCAAUUAUUUCAGUUUUAUAAGAUUUUCUGUUUGUUUCCUUUCUUGGAAUGCUGAUCAGUGAUGUAGCAAAGUUACUCUUACUUUACUUUGAUAUUAUUGUUUCAUAAAGCUUGAAAACUAUAACAGAUAAUAGGUGUGUCUUUCUUUGCAUACUCAUUCAUUCAGUUUUUUGUUUAUCCUCAUACUGUAGAAUCAUUUUAUUUUAGGCUGAUAAUAUUUCAUUAAUUUGACAUGGCAAUUUCAUUGAAUAUGCUUGCCCUACAGGUUUGAAUUCUCAGAAAAUCAAGUACAACAUUAAAAAGAAAAUAUUAGUUUGUCAUUUAAGUUUUCUUAUUUAUUUUUGGUUUCUUGAUGGAAUGAUACAACUAGGAUGUUUACUGCCAGAUGUAACCUGCAAAUAAUAUGUAGCUUUGAAGAUAUCUGAAAUCUGGCAUGGGAAGUCUUCAUAAAUUAAAGUUUGCCUUAUUUCCCAUUUUUGUUCAAGUCUUAGAGGUUAUAACCUAUCUUCUAGUUAUGUAAUGUUAUGCAUGUAUACAUUUUUAAAAAUAUGCAUUUGUUAGUAAUCAUGCUUACUUCUUAGGAAUCUGAAUUUUUCUGAAAAAGGUGAGUACUCUCUCUAAUCUUUAGUCUACAUAUGAACACUUUCUGUUUCCUCUACAAUAAUGCUUUCUAGUGAACUCCAAUACAAGUUUGAAAAUUUUUGAUAAUUAUUAGAAAUACUUUUGUCAAUUGUAUAUUUAAGAGCAUUAUUAGUUAUUAAAAACAACCAAAAAAACAAAACAAAAACAAAGCAACAGUCUGAAUGUAUAAAAUAAUAAGAUACACUGCUCAUAUCAUUGGUGGUUAAAAAAAAGAUUACAUUUUUUUAAAUUUUUUUUUACAAAAUAUGAGUUUUAAAAUUGCACUACUUGAUCUGUUUAUUCUUUUGUCUUUCUAGUCUGACUGAUCAAACAAACUAAUCAAUUAUUCGUCUACAUCCUUUUUUCAUUCUUCAAUAAUAAAUAGACUGCUGGGCUAGUAACAGUUUGCAAACAGUCAUUUUCUUUUGACCUUUCUCUCAUUCUUAUAAAAAAUGUAAUUUAUUAAGAAAACAAAAAAUAUGUAAGUUGGUUUCAAAAUGUUCCAUGCAGCUGGUUUGUGUAACAUAUUUUAUGAUAUCUGUAUAUUCUGAGGUGCCUUCACAAACAAAUACAUCCAUACAAUGAAUUCUUAGCACAAAUCAUCCGAAGCAUAUUUUCAGACAAUUCACAUUGCUGUUUUCAUGAGAAAGGAGUUUGGACUUAGGAGAAACACAUCAAGGAGAAAAGGAUUUGGUUGUUUCAAACUCUUAAGCUGAUUAUUUCCUGCAAUUUUGUGGCAACUAUAUGUGUUUGUCUCUCUUGUUUUAUUGUUCCGGGAGAUUUAACUCUAGAAGUUUCUUGGGUUCAUUGUGACAUUAACUCUAGGAAUAGUUUCUUGAGUUCAUUGUGACAUUAACUCUAGGAAUAGUUUCUUGGGUUCAUUGUGACAUUAACUCUAGGAAUAGUUUCUUGGGUUCAUUGUGACAUUAACUCUAGGAAUAGUUUCUUGGGUUCAUUGUGACAUUAACUCUAGGAAUAGUUUCUUGGGUUCAUUGUGACAUUAACUCUAGGAAUAGUUUCUUGGGUUCAUUGUGACAUUAACUCUAGGAAUAGUUUCUUGGGUUCAUUGUGACAUUAACUCUAGGAAUAGUUUCUUGGGUUCAUUGUGGUUCUCUUGUGCUGUAUUUCCAAAACAAAAAUGAUGAUGGUUCACUAAGUAUUAUAAUUAGAAACAGCAUCUAGGAAAUUUUCAUAUUGAACAAAAAAAAUUUAACACAAAUUUUUAAACAUCUUUUGAAUUGUUAGCUUCUAAUACUUUCUGACCCUUGAAUUCUUCCUAGAAUUAUCCUAAAAAAUUACUCAAUACAUACUUACAGUAGUCUAAACCUCUAUUGGGUGUGAGCUGCCCGCAAUGAAAUUUCAGAGUCCUCUUUCUUGUACUGUCCUCUCCAGUUAGUUUCAUAUGCAAUCUAUCCUUUUAAUGCCUGUACCAGUUCCUAAUGCCAAUUGGCUUCUUUGCCAGCCGUAUUUCUUCCUUUUGCUUACAUUUCCCACAUCCGUGACUGUUAGUAAAUUGGUGUCGUCUUUAGUCCAUGACCGCUCAUCUUCUUUACUCUUCCUCAACAUGAGAUCCAAGUUCUUAUUGCUGAAUUGUUUCUGGCCUGCACAUCUGGCUCAUUGUAAGGCAGCUUAAGAAAUUAUCUCUCUCUUAGCAUAGUCUUAAUGAUCCAGUCCUAAUACUAACAAAAUUAUCUUUAAACUUCUUCCUCAAUGAGUAGCUUUCUUUCCCUCACACAAAGUAUUAAGGAAGCUAAACAAUUCAUAGAAAACAAAGUUUUAUUUCUUUUUUUGGACAUCAUCACUUUUCUGAUUUGUUUUAUUUUGAAGCAAAGUUAGUCAUAAAGCUGAAUCAGUUGUUCCAAUUGAGGAAAUCUUUUUGUUGUGUGUGUUAACAGCCAAGGAAUAACAGAAAAGUGGAUUUUGUAAAGUUUCUUUUUUUUUUUGGUUAGCUCAAGCUGAAAUUACCUGGCAGCUAGUUAGGGUGGUUGAAUGGGAGGUUGGCCAGCAUGGCUAACAACUUCAGUCCUGAGUCAGGGUGGAUCAUUGCUAGCCCUGCCACUUGGCUGAUCACCAGGGUGGAGCCUUUGUACUCUUAUACUGCUUACUACAUUUUAUAUUAGCCAUCCCUACAUUGACUGACUGCACAUCACAGUUCUCCUCAAAAUAUUUUUAAAAUACACAUAGUGUUCCCUAUCACUUGUGAAAUUACAACUGAUGGCAGUUUGUUCAGUAUACAUAUAGCAACCUUGUCCUUCUAUAUAUUGUCCUAACAAUUUUUGUAAUAGUGUGUGAAGUUUUUAUUCGUAAUAUGCAUACUGUUUGACGUUAAAUCAACAUAUUUAUAGAUUUUUUGUUUCUUAUUCUUAAGAGCUAGAAAUUCUUUCAUUAGUAUGUUUCCAACUCAUUUGUCUCAACACUAAAAUCUCAGGAUUUGACAAAACUAUAUUUGCUUCUAGUUUGUUGACAGUAAAAUGUAUCUUUGAUCUGAGCUUACAGAUCUUACAUUUCAUAUAUAUAACAUUGUUUAUUUCAUUUUUAUGUGUUUUUUUUCGUUUUGUUGGAAAAACAUAGCAUUUAAAAAUAAUUAACCUAUACUGACCUAUAAACUUAACCGUAUGGAACAAUUUUGUUAGUGGAUGGAAACAAUAGUUUCCCCUUUCAUAAUCUUGUGUGUGUGUAUGUUGUCUUAGAAUACUUUCCAUGUGUUGACAUUUAAAACUCCUUCACUAGCAAAGUUCACAUUUUUGUCAACAUGGAGGAGUUAAUUUUAUGUUCCACCAUGUUCUGUUCCACAGUUAUGGUCAUGUUCCAUCAUGUUCUGUUCCACAGUUAUGGUCAUGUUCCAUCAUGUUCUGUUCCACAGUUAUGGUCAUGUGCCAUUAUGUUGUGUUCCACAGUUAUGGUCAUGUUCCAUCAUGUUCUGUUCCACAGUUAUGGUCAUGUGCCAUCAUGUUCUGUUCCACAGUUAUGGUCAUGUGCCAUCAUGUUGUGUUCUAAAGUAAUGAUGUGCCGUCAUGUUGUGUUCUAAAGUAAUGAUGUGCCGUCAUGUUGUGUUCUCAAGUAAUGAUGUGCCGUCAUGUUGUGUUCUAAAGUAUUGGUCAUGUGCCAUCAUGUUGUGUUCUAAAGUAAUGAUGUGCCGUCAUGUUGUGUUCUAAAGUAAUGAUGUGCCGUCAUGUUUGUUCCACAGUUAUUGUCAUGUGCCAUCAUGUUUGUUCCACAGUUAUUGUCAUGUGCCAUCAUGUUGUGUUCUACAAUUAUUGUCAUGUGCCAUCAUGUUUUUUUUUAUUAAACAUGUGUUUAAU